AUGAUGUUACGAAUCCAAAGAAAUCCGUCACUACUACUACGUCGUAAUAACUUUGUACCCAGAUCCAUAGUCUCAUCAACUCGACAUUUCGCAUCAAAUCCAUUCCCAAUUAAUCAAAAACAACCAAAUAAAGAUGAUAAAAAAGACCAACCAAAAUCAAAAUUCGGAAGAUUAGUCAAAUAUACUCAAUCAAAAUAUUUCCAAGAUAAAACGAUGCCCAAAAUAUAUAUAAGUGCAUUAGUAGUUUCAUUAGUUCCAUUAUAUUUUUAUAUGAGAGAUCGUUUCCAUGAAGAUAAACAAUUAAAAUAUAUAAAUGAUAAAUAUGCAAAAGAUCCUUCAUCGUUAUCUGAAUAUGAAUAUUUAGCUUUGAAAUCAUUAAGUACAUCAGAUAAAUUAAGACCCUUGGAAGCAAAGAAAUAUAAGAUUUACCAACUAAUGAGAAAAGAAUUUAGAAGAAAGAAUUUAUUUAAUGGAGAAAUGUUUAAUCCAUCACCUCAAGAAUUAGAAGAAUGGUAUCUGAAACAAGUUAGAGUUGGGAAGGGCAAAACAGUUAAAAAGGCACCAGUAUUAACAGAUGUAGAUGAAGAUUAUAAAAUCAAUAAAGAAAAUUCAUCAAUUGUUUCACCAGAAGAUACAACUGAGUUUUAUGACACCAAGGCAAAAGAAUAUGAUGAUGCAGUGAAAUGGGAAGAAAGAGGUAUAUUUAUGGGUUUGAAAAGAAGAUGGUUGAUGUCGAAUAUUAAAGGGGACGUGUUGGAAAUUUCUUGUGGAACAGGUAGAAACAUUCCUUAUUUAACAUCAUUCAUUGACAAAGUAAAAUCAAUUACAUUUUUAGAUUCUUCACAAAAUAUGAUUGAAAUCACUAAAGAAAAAUUUAAUGAUAAAUUUCCAAAUUUUAAAAAUGUUGCUUUUACAAAAGGUAAAGCAGAAGAUUUAUUAGAAAUGGUUGGAGAAAAUAAUAAUUUGAAAUAUGAUACAAUAAUUGAAGCAUUUGGAUUAUGUUGUCAUGAAAAUCCAGUAAAAGUUUUAAAAAAUAUGAGUAAAUUAUUAAAACCAGGUGGUAGAAUUAUUUUAUUAGAACAUGGUAGAUCAAAAUGGGAUUUUAUAAAUAAUCAUUUAGAUUUUAGAUCUGAAAAAAGAAUGAAAACUUGGAAAUGUAGAUGGAAUUUAGAUAUAGGAGAAUUAGUUGAUGAAGCUAAUUUAGAUAUUACUUUGGAAAAAAGAGCUCAUUUGAGUACUACUUGGAUGUUGGUACUAAAAAGACCUGAAGAUCCUAUUACUACUGAUGAAAAACCAUUUUUGGAUAAAUUAUUUGGUAGGGAAGUUAAAACUAUUAGUAAAUAA
This is a messenger RNA of Lodderomyces jiufengensis, 1344 nucleotides long. RefSeq names its product putative RNA methyltransferase. The transcript has a single exon. Lineage: Eukaryota; Fungi; Ascomycota; Pichiomycetes; Serinales; Debaryomycetaceae. The record is from RefSeq and is a predicted model, not a curated record. The coding region runs from base 1 to 1344 and encodes 447 amino acids.